Molecule: messenger RNA, 2003 nt
Organism: Castor canadensis (American beaver)
Lineage: Eukaryota; Metazoa; Chordata; Mammalia; Rodentia; Castoridae
Gene: Yrdc
Product: yrdC N6-threonylcarbamoyltransferase domain containing
Biological process (GO): regulation of translational fidelity
Cellular component (GO): cytoplasm
Molecular function (GO): nucleotidyltransferase activity; double-stranded RNA binding; tRNA binding
Source: RefSeq, a predicted model, not a curated record
CUUCCUCCCGGAAGCGGGCCUGGGCGGAUGUCUCCAGCGCGUCCGUGCACGGGGCUGAGGGCCGCUGUGGCUGCCAGCGUAGGGCUGAGCGAUGGGGCAGCGGGCUCUGCCCGCAGUUGCCGCCUCCUUCGCCCACCCAGCCCCGCUCCGGCGGCGCCGGGGGCUCGGCUGUUGCGGCUCCCGGGGAGUGGGGCCGUGCAGGCCGCAAGCCCCGAGCGCGCCGGCUGGACCGAGGCGCUUCGGGCCGCCGUGGCCGAGCUGCGCGCCGGAGCCGUGGUGGCUGUUCCCACCGACACGCUGUACGGCCUGGCCUGCUCGGCGAGCUGCUCAGAGGCACUGGGCGCUGUCUACCGCCUCAAGGGCCGCUGCGAGGCCAAGCCGCUGGCCGUAUGCCUGGGCCGCGUGGCCGACGUCUACAGGUACUGCCAAGUGACAGUGCCCGAGGAGCUCCUGAAAGACCUAUUGCCAGGGCCAGUGACUCUGGUGAUGGAACGCUCCGAGGAGCUCAACAAAGACCUGAAUCCAUUUACUCCUCUUGUAGGCAUCCGGAUUCCUGACCAUGCCUUCAUGCAGGACUUGGCACAGAUGUUUGGGGGACCUCUUGCUCUCACCAGUGCCAACCUCAGUUCCCAGGCCAGUUCUCUGAACAUUGAGGAGUUCCAAGACCUCUGGCCUCAUUUGUCCCUGAUCAUUAAUGGGGGACCAAUUGGGGAUGGCCAAAGCCCUGAGUGUCGCCUUGGCUCUACUGUGGUGGACUUAUCUGUGCCUGGAAAGUUUGGCAUUAUUCGUCCAGGCUGUGCCCUGGAAAACACUACAGCCAUCCUGCAACAGAAGUAUGGGCUGCUCCCUUCACAUGGGUCCUGUUCAUGACACUGUGGAGGAGUGAGGACUCAAAGAUGCUGCUGGAUACUAUGUGUCUGUUCGCUGCUGGUGAUUGGGAAGGCCUCAUUUGCAGAGACCAGUGGAGCCAUUGUCAGUAGCCUAAUCAUGGUGCCUUUAGGUACCAUGUUUUUCUAAGCACUGUAGACCAGAAGCUGCUGGUUUAGCCUCAUACCUGGAGGGAAGGUUAUAUUUAUUCUAUAGUUUAAAAUACCAGUCAAAAGUUGAAUAAAGACUUUUAAGAACAUUCCUGGCCUUAUUCUGAUAAGUAUGUGUUGUGGCCCCCUACCUCUGUCUCUUUCUUUCAAAUUGAAAAGUAAUUUAAGCUGGGCAUGGUAUUGCAUGUGCCUAUAACUCUAGUACCUGUAAUUGUAGCACUCAGGUUGAGGCAGGAGGAUUGUGAGUUCAAGGCCAACUUGGUCUACAAAGUAAGUUGAAGGCCAUCCUGAGCUACAUAACAAGACCCUGUCUCCAAAGAAAAAGUAAUUCAAGAAAUAGAUUUAGAAUCUAGUGAGAGCCUCUUCUGUGGUAGGUAGUGUCAUUUUAAAGUCCAAACCAGCUAGAAGUGUUAAUGUAGUUUAAAAGUCUCAGGCAUGGGUUUGGGCUCCUAAAGCUGGAACUGAGUUAGGGUAAAGAUUGUAGAGCUGCAGGCCAAUUCUCCAUUGAACCAGAGGGAAGUCAUUUUUGGUCUAAUGGCGGGAAAUCUUAGGGAGGGAUCCAAAUUAAGCAAUAUUUUGAAAUAAAUCUCUCUUAUCCUUUUCAACCAGUGACUUUUCCUUAUUUAUCUUUAAAGUCAUGUGUACAAUGCCUUUAACUCCAGUGUUUGUUUACUCAGCAGCCUUUUAUCUUUAUUCCUAUGUAUACCAAGUGUUACACAUAAUUGUUGGACAUUUAAACCUUGUUUUUCUUUAUUAAAAAUGCUGUUAAACAUUUGCAAAUGAUUUAUUUUUCUUUUGAAUUAUUUCCUUAGGGUAGGUUACCAGGUCAAAGUGUACAAAUGCAUUUAUGGCUCUUGAUGUUGAUUAGCCUUCAAAAGACCUGAAUCGAGUUUCAUUGCCAUCAGCGGUGUGUGAGGAUGGCCGCAUCUUUCUCUUGGCCUUGCUGUAGUUUUUCAAAUUCUGUAU